AUGGGGAAUCUAGUGGCCAGGCUGAGGGAACUUUUCUCGAGCGAGAGGAAGCUUGAGAUGUGUCUUGUUGGCCUGGAAAACAGUGGCAAGACGACACUGUUGAAUGUGCUGUCGGUGGGGCACCCGAUUGAGACGUUUCCCACCGUAGGGCUUAAUGUGAAGAUGGUGCGGAAGCAGGGGGUGCAGCUGAAAGUGUGGGACCUUGGCGGACAGGAGCGGUUCCGCAGCGAGUGGGGACGCUACACGCAGGGCUGCGAUUGCAUAAUCUAUUGCGUGGACUCAAGUGACUUCCAGCGCACCGAACUUGCGAAGCGCGAGCUCCACAAACUUUUGGAGGACAAGGCGCUGCAUGGCCUUCCCAUGCUGGUGUGCCUAAACAAGAUUGACUUGGAGCCUCACAUGAGUAAAGAGGAGUGCGUGGAGUUUCUGAACCUGCAGGUCCUUCGCGAUAAUCCAUGGCUUGUUAUUCCUAUAUCCGCACUGCGCCAAAUUAACAUCAACGAGGUUGUGGAUUGGCUGGUGAAGAAUUCUCAUAGUUGA
This is a messenger RNA of Trypanosoma cruzi, 540 nucleotides long. RefSeq names its product ADP-ribosylation factor-like protein, putative. The transcript has a single exon. NCBI's taxonomy places the organism in Eukaryota, Euglenozoa, Kinetoplastea, Trypanosomatida, Trypanosomatidae. Gene Ontology annotation, molecular function: GTP binding; GTPase activity. The coding region runs from base 1 to 540 and encodes 179 amino acids. The record is from RefSeq and is a predicted model, not a curated record. Gene Ontology annotation, biological process: protein transport.